AAGUGAAGGCAAUACAAAAGGAAAGGAAGAUAAAAGUCCGUUCAUAUCAGGAAUUAUUUUUAAAAACGAAACGUUUUUCGCGCAAACUUGCUGAGAGUUGUCCUGCGCGCGGACUGAGCUCGAGGUGGGAGCAAAGCGAGAAAAAAAAAAAAGAUCUCCGGGAUGGUGGACUCCCGCUUUCCUCCUCGCGCUGGCGGCCCGGGAAUCACGCGCCAUUGAAAGAGAAAGAGAGAGAGAGAGAGAGAGAGAGGGGGGGGGGGGGGGAUAUAUUGUGCAUGCGCUUUGGCUUCACUUGCGUGCAUGCACGGGGUCGGUCGGUCGAUGCGAGCACACUUGGCGUGGCUCUCGGCCUCCAUUUGCCAGUUUGUGUUCACGUUCGAGGGAUUCACUCGAGGCCCCCGUUUAAACGGCGACGACGACGACGCGCAACAGUUGUGGAGUUUUUUUUACCGUAAACGUUGACGUGACGUCGCGGGCCACGAGGCUUUCUAUAACCUCGACGACGGAAAGGUGAGGCGUUAGUGAAACCUGCAACUUUUCCAACUUGGUAUCAAAUGAAGCGGGACAGCCGUUGGUGAUGCCGGACACCGACUCUGAGCCCACAUCGAUGGAGGACCCCCAUGCGUUGGAGGAUGAGGAGGGGAGCUCCACUAACAUCCCCUCCCCAGCUCCUCCCACGACCGUCCCGUCCUUGACUACUCUCGAGCCGACCACCUCGAAAGCCGUCUCCGUGGCAAGUAACGACUGCAGCUCGGCUCUCUCUUCGUCCGCUGAAGCUGAAGCUAGCCCAGCCAAGCCAGCCGCAACACCGCCCAUUCCAACCACCACGAGACCCGAUCCUUUCCCGAGCGAGACAACGAUUGAGACGAAAGCCGUCUCCGUGGCAAGUAACGACUGCAGCUCGGCUCUUUCUUCGCCCGCUGAAGCUAGCCCAGCCAAGCCGGCCGCAACACCGCCCAUUCCGACCACCACGAGACCCGAUCCUUUCCCGAUCGAGACAACAAUUGAGACGAAAGCCGUCUCCGUGGCAAGUAACGACUGCAGCUCGGCUCUCUCUUCGCCCGCUGAAGCUAGCCCUGCCAAGCCGGCCGCAACACCGCCCGUUGAAACGAGCCCAGCUACCUCACGUAUAGCAUCGGCGUCAGACUCCCUAACAGACACGGGGUUGAGCCUCGUCAGCAUAUCAGAACCACCACCGCCAUCGUCCCCUGUGUUGCCAUCUACCACAUAUGGCAAACCGGGCGUGGUGAAUAACUUUCCCGCGGUGCUGAUCUUCAAAGGUGUGAGUGUCACUCUGGAGAACAACAGCGUGUGGAAGCAGUUCUACGGCUGUGGAACGGAGAUGAUUCUCACGAAACCGGGGCGCCGCAUGUUCCCGUACUGCCGAUAUCGCCUGUCUGGUCUGGAUCCAAACCGGCAGUACAGUUUGGUCCUCUCCAUUGUUCCAUCGGACCCGUACAGGUACCGCUGGAGCUCAACCAAAUGGGAGAUCACCGGACCAGCGGAGCACCAGGGCCAGGGUCUGAUCCGGGCGUUUUCCCACCAUUACUCACCCGGCCUGGGCUCGGAGUGGAUGGGCACCUUGGUGUCGUUCUACAAACUCAAACUGACCAAUCAUCCUCAAGACCUCGACGGUCAUAUAAUCCUAAACUCCAUGCAUCGAUACAUUCCUCGGCUACAUGUGAUACCCGUCCCGGACGGGGACAUAGCCACGCCAGCCCAGCCGGUGGUUGUGGGACCAGAGAGCAUGACUUUCACUUUUCCGCAAACAGAGUUCAUGGCCGUGACGACUUAUCAGAACUUUCGGAUCACCCAGCUGAAAAUUAAUCACAAUCCGUUCGCGAAAGGCUUCCGGGAGGACGGGAACAACACCCGGCUGAUCCGGGUCGCUACUGAGGCUCCACCUGUGCUGCUGACGGACACUCGGCCUCCUGUUUCAACACCUGCUGAACCCAACGAGAAGAAGGAGGAGGAGGAGGAGGUUGUGGAUCUGAGCACAAAGACUCCCGCCGUCUCUGCUUCUCUCUCAAAUGAGCAAAGGACCCGACUGGUCCUGAAGCCCAUCAUGUCUACUACCUCCUCCACCAAGGACGACCCGUACGUCCACUGUCUAAGAGGCAAGCAAGCCCUCGGUGAGCUCGUGCUUGUCCAAAAUCACCGUCCGCUUGUCGAGCCCAAAGAAGAACCUCAGGCUGCCGUAGCCAUCGCUCCCGCUACCUCCACACCGACCCCGGGAUCGUCACCCGGGUACCACAAGAGGAGGAAGAGGAUCAACAGACAUUGGUCCAAUUCGCGGGGAAGAGACUGGAAAGCUGCAGCUGCUGCUGCCCCCCCCACGGUAUUCCACAGCCCAUCAUUGACUGUCGCUAUGCAACCAGAGCUGGAUGAUGUAGAGGGCCUGCUGUUUGUGUCGUUUACCUCGAAGGAAGCUCUUGAGGUUCACGUCGGGGACAAGCCAGCCAAUAGCACACCAGCAGCAUCCCCAAUAUCCCCAUUGACACCGGUGCAGUGGAAGGAAAAAGCGGACAUGAUUCCAGAGACUGAUGAGGAGAAGAUUGCCCGCUUGGAGGCCACCCUGCUGCAGGACCUCCAGGUUCUCAAACACAGACAAGUCAUCCAUCCUGUGCUGCAGGAGGUGGGCAUGAAGUUGAGCUCCUUGGACCCGAUGAAGUCCAUCGACCUGCAGUAUCUCAGGGUUCAUCUGCCACUUCCUCCCCCAAACCUGCCAGAAGAAAGCAAGGCCGGGGCUCUGUCUCCUGCUGAUAAAGAGUUCACGUCCUUCAUGUCACGGACAGGAAAGACAAGUGAUAUGACAAAAAUAAAGGGAUGGAGAAACAAGUUCAUAAGAAACAAAGAAACGUCUCCUUCUAACUGUGACGUGGAUGGAUUAAAGGGUCUUCGUCCGUCCUCUCCUAAAGGAUCACAGAAGAACCUUUCUGCGUUCUGCAGCAACAUGUUGGACGAGUACUUGGAGAGCGAAGCUCAGUACAUCAGUGAGCGAGCCGCGGCCUUCUCCACAAACUGUGAGGACUCUGUGGCCUAUCGGCUGCCUGUCAAAAGCUCCAGCUACGUAAAGACCCUGGACAGCGUACUCAAGCAUCGAAAAGCUGCUUCCAAAUUCCCCCUGGGGGCCAACAGACCCUGCCCGCUGUCCCACAAACCCCUCCUGUACUCUGCCCUGGCGUCGCCGGCUCUUCCUCUGGCCAGCCCCAAGACCCCUGUUCAGGCUGGAGUCCGGUCCACACACCCGCCUGCGUCCUCGCAGCCGCCUGGGUCUUCACACACUCGGCCAGCAGCACAGAGAUCGUCCUGCCUCUUCAGAUUAUCCGCGUACCUGCCAGGACUCGGCCAGAGGCCCGCGGUGAGCUUUGGGCAGAGCCCGGCGAUGACACACAGACCUUCAGGCCUCACUAAGUUCCAGCGCAGACUGAUGCAGAUGGAGCACGGAGCCGUGAACCAGGGUCUGAGCAGGACUCAUCUCACUACAGAACGACUGUCGGUGGCUCUGGCUGGUUUGCUGACUAAACAGAUGCUGCCCAGUCAGGUCUGGAAAGUAACCAAGUAUCCAACGUAUAAACCGACGGGACCUGAAUGCGGUCAGGAGUUCUGCACGCUGGGCUGCGUGUGUUCGAGUCUCCAGCAUCUGAACAGAGCUCCCUUCCACUGCCGGCGGCCUGAAUGCAUGUUCGGCUGCGCCUGCUUCAAACGCAAGAUCAUCAAGCAGUUGAGCGCGGGGGAGAAAGAAGAGCUGAUCCAACCUGUUUACUCUAUGACUAAUAUGGAACAUAUGGUCCAGCCUCGCCCGGGCUCUCAUGCUAAUAGACUGUGGAACCGCAGCACUCACGAAGUGGAUCCUGAACCACUCUUCAUCCCCAAAACUGUUCCACCGUGUCUGGCUCCUGGAAAGAAACGCACCAGUGGAGCUCGACUAACACAACCGAUUCGAGAAGAGGAUAAGGAUCCGGUGUAUAAAUACUUGGAGAGCAUGAUGACGUGUGCGCGCGUAAGGGAGUUCAACAGCAAGCCUCCCCCUGAACUCAGCAUUGAGCCCAAGAUCCUUGAUGUUUCUGCACUAAUCACAACAGCAAAACAACAGAAAACGACCACUGAUGACCUGCCCAAAAAGCCCCACAGUGCUCGACUGGUUACAAAAGCAGGAAGGGUCUCUGAGGGAAUCGCAGCCGGUGAAAAAGAAGCGAAAAAGCAAAUCGAGAUCCAGUCGGCGUGUAAGUGGGUAAAGGACCGCAAAAUGGUCCUGGAAGCUUUAUGUCAGCGCAUGAAUCAGAAUAGACUGUCUCGACGCUUCUGGGUAGGACCGUACCGCAUCCACCCGGUCGCCAAGAUCUUCAUGAAGAAGCCCAGCGGCUCCUUUGUCACCUACAGGUUACGUAUCAGUAAACCGUCAAAAGCCAGUGACACUGAGGAAGAUGAAUUCGAUGACAGCGAUGAGGAAAAGCAGCCCGAUAAAAGCUUCGACGGGGACAUGGAUGCAGAAGAGGACGAUUGCCCAAAUGGAGAGUCAGAUGUGCGGUUUGGAGUCACACCAUUUCUGAGUGGAGUGUUACCUGCUGGCAGACUGAAGGCCAGGACCAAACCCGUUGGCUGCCAAGCUUAUGGACUAAUACAGGUAAAUGGUAAAUCCUACAAUCAGGCCAGGCUGUUGCUGGGGAACAUGGGAUCUCUACAUCCAGCCAACCGCCUCGCAGCAUUCAUCACAGGCCGACUGCAUCCUCCCGGCGGCAUUUCUCUUAAAGUCUCUCGGAAAUCCGACCCUACUAACAAAAUCCCCACUCCUGAUGCUCCGCACAUAAAGGCUGCUGGCACAGUGGUCCCUCCAGUUCCAACUGCAAGGAAAACCGCUGAUCUGAAGCCACCGACACAGCCCCCGGUUCAGAUAUUCCUGCCAGACGUUUGGAUGAAGGGAUCCAUCGACGACUCCACCGUCGACCCUUUUGCCUCGGGCAUACGCAGCUCGGUCAGGCCCUUCCAGAACAGCUCCACGUCCUCGCCCGUCUCUCUCACCGUAUCCCCGGCUCUGAAAACCCCCAGCUUCUUAGGACAGAGCGGCACCUACUCAUUCAGGAUCUGCCCUCCGGCUAACCAGGGCACCAGAGACCAGAAUUUGCCAGGCAUUACCCUGCCCGGGGGCUUCACCCUCAUUGAGCUCCCAAAGCAUGGAGCCGAUGGAGCCGCCUCAGAAGCUGUGAACACUACAAACAUGCCUGCUGUGGAUAAAGCCCAGCCACAAAAAGAUGCCGUGGUUAAUUUUGGCCACUCGGCAGCUGAUUCAGAUGCAAAGUGCCUUGGAUUGAAGACUUGUGCUGCAGCUAAGGACCUACCCAGCAGCACAUCAGUGCAGCCUGGACCCUCCCCUGAGCUGCUGUGUGAUGUGAAGAUACCAUCACAAGAGAAUGAUGAAACCAACAGCAGGCAGGUGGAAUCAAAUCCGGACAUCGCUUCAGAGGACUUGAGCUCCGACUCCGACUCCGACUCCUCAGACUACUGUGGAGAGGUUGACGAAGAUGUAAAUGAUGAGGUGGUGGACAUCGAGACCGUAGAAGAAGUAAGACAAGGAGUGGCCAUCGCUCAAAUGAAAGAAGUUGUCCCCACGGCACUAAAGGAGCCUGGAGAUUCCAGCGACGGUUUGGGAUCAACAAAGGAACUCAACGUCCAGGAUAAAACAGAGGAUUGUAAGGAUAAUAGGAGGCGGAAGAACCACACGGUGCUAGAAAGGCAAAGACGCUGUGAACAGCGGACCCUCUUUGACAAACUCCAGGCUGUCCUGACGAAAGACGCCCGGGCCCCCCGGCUCCACGUCCUCUCAAUGGCCCUGGACGAAAUCCAAAAGCUGGUUGCGACGUCCAGGUGUCUGGAGGAGAAGAAGAGGAGGCUGACUCGGAUGCAGUCCCUCUAUGUGAAGGAGCUUUCCCUUUUGUCUGGAAAGUCGAACAUGCUGAUUAAAAACAAGCUGAAGGAGAUCUGCGAGAGGCAGAAAGUGAAAGAAAAGACUCAAUGGAAGCCUUUCUUCUCCAAUCUGCUCCAGUCCAGAGCCGCUCUCCUACAGUCCACUGCUCCUCCAUCUCAGCUGCCGCCCAGACCCCUGUUAAUGCCGGACUUCUUCAGGGCUCCAUCUCAGGCUAAACCAACCACGAAUGCAGCCCAAAAGCAGCUGAUGUCCCUGCUUCAGUCCAACCUAAAAAGGGCUCUUACCCAGUCCAGUACACAGCCACCCAAGCCCCCAUCAGCGUCCUCUGCAGCCCGGGUCGAGGUCCCUGCGCCCCCACCACAAGGCGGUCAACAUCAGAAGAAGUCCGAGGAGCAACAGGAGAAACCCGGCGCCCCGGCACAGGUCAGUGUGCCCAUCCCCCAACCGGAGUGCUCUGCCGCGGCUACACCUCUGGUCACUGCCGCCCAGGACGGAGCCUCGUCUUCAUCCACAACACCCACUUCCAGCACGCCGCCCGUUAAACCCGCGCCGUCCUUUUCUCUUCCUCUGAUUCGGGCCAAAAACGGCAGAAUCAUACUUCCCUCAUCUCUGAAACCACUUGGUCAUGGCUUCUAUACACUCACGGUUAUGGAACCCAGGCAGACAGGACAGGAGGAUGAAGUUAGCUCUCCAGCUAAUAAGAAACCUUUUGAUGUGGAAUCAUUGGUGAAAGGAGACAUGGGCAGUUCUGAACUUGACCGCCUUGUAGAUGUAGGAAGCAAUCAUAUUUUGGAGAAAGAGAAAACUGUACCAGCGUCACAGUCCAACCCAAAGCGUUCAGGUGUAGCGACCCCCGUGGCUGAGCUUGCCCUCCUUAACAAAUCAAUCCUCAUGCCUUCGGUGGCUCUGCAAGCUGCGAAGAGCGGCGAGGAGGGGGGCACAGCGGUGGGUUUGAACAAAACUCCGUCAACUGCCUGCUUGAGUUUUAAUCGUGUGAAACACGUUCCUGCUUCUGCCAAGCCUGCUCCCAGACCCCCUGUAGUCAGCCGCUGCAGAGGCAGGCCCCGAAAGCCCCCCGUCACCCCUGUUGGUACGAGUACAAAACAUACGGGGGUAAAAGACAGCAGUAAAAGGGAAACCUCUCUUCUGGUCGAAGAGAGACAAAACGAAAAACUGACUUCGAAGGUGACCAAGACACGAGCUGGGGGCUCCCCAGGAACGGCCGGUGACAGCCCCGUGCCAGUGAAACGAGGCAAAGGAAGGCCCCCGAAGAAGAAGACUGCACCGCUGUGGAGUCCUCCGGUUGCGCAAGCAGGAAGUAUUCCAUCCAACUCCACGGAGGACAGCCCCGUCCGACUUUCUCGCAGUUCUAAAAGCCCCGAUUCCAAACCCAAGGAAGGUCCCGCAAAGACCCCGUCGCUUAGAAAUGUCAACGCAUCUCGGCCACUAACCCGAGGCGCUUUAGGAAAGGACUUCCCCAGUGCAAAGAAGCGCUCCUGGAUAGAUGUAGAAAAGGAACUGGAACCAGAGCUUGAAUCUGAGGCCGAAUCUGAGUCUGAAUAGUCAUCAUAUCUUCCUGUAGCUGCAGAACGCACACACACACACACACACACAGUAGUCAGACCUCCGUUCGUCUCAGAGCUGCUCCUUUCUGUACGUGUUGGCACAAAACUCAGUGGACCUUUUUUCAUACUAGAGAGAGGAGUUUUUGGGUAUAAAGACUAUAAGAGAAAGCAUUAAUUGACCUGCUGAAUGUAUGAACGAUGAUAAUAAACUCCCACAUUCAGCUUUGAUAUGUUUUCUAAGAUACAUUUGUCACCUACUUAAUUGUUCACUUUUCGCCAGAAAUGGCAAAUAGAGAUUUAUUCAAAUCAUGAUUUUUGUUGAAGUCCUUUGUUACUGAUCUUUCCUAUGCAAAUAGAAAUAUCACUACAGGUUACAGUUCCAAUACUGCUUCAUUAACUCAUGUUAACCUAUGUCGUUUCUUACCGAGAGCUAGUUUGAUGCCUGUAUCCCUUUUUGAAAGUUUUCCGUUAUUAACUCAGUGGAAAUCAUAUGUAGUAGCACUUUAUGUUUGUUGGUAGAAAGCACCCAUGAUCUCGUUGCUGUAGUGUGUGUAUAGUAUUGGUCUGUGUUCUGGGGAGUGAGCUCAGUAACAUGCACAUAAACCUGAUGUGUCAGAAGCAAUCAAGAAAUAAAGCUAUUAGCCAUAUAUUGUAUCUAUGAAAAUAACCUUCUGUAAAUAUUGUAUUCUUUUUUUUUUUUUUUUAAUCGCAAUAUACAUUUACUUUGUGGAUGAUUUUGAAACACUGGUUGUUACUUCUGUUCAAUUGAAAAUGUGAAAAAUAAUGUGGCCUUUAAAAUCAAUAAA
Molecule: messenger RNA, 8297 nt
Organism: Anarrhichthys ocellatus (wolf-eel)
Lineage: Eukaryota; Metazoa; Chordata; Actinopteri; Perciformes; Anarhichadidae
Gene: mgab
Product: MAX dimerization protein MGA b
Exons: 22
Coding region: 578-7489 (2303 amino acids)
Biological process (GO): regulation of transcription by RNA polymerase II; cell fate specification; positive regulation of DNA-templated transcription
Cellular component (GO): nucleus; chromatin
Molecular function (GO): DNA-binding transcription factor activity, RNA polymerase II-specific; RNA polymerase II cis-regulatory region sequence-specific DNA binding; protein dimerization activity
Source: RefSeq, a predicted model, not a curated record